Messenger RNA from Athene cunicularia (burrowing owl), 2185 nucleotides. RefSeq names its product chromosome 27 C17orf113 homolog (gene C27H17orf113). The record is from RefSeq and is a predicted model, not a curated record. The transcript has 2 exons. NCBI's taxonomy places the organism in Eukaryota, Metazoa, Chordata, Aves, Strigiformes, Strigidae. Bases 1 to 2061 code for a protein of 686 amino acids.
AUGUGGUGUCCCCGCCGGGGGGCCCCCAGCCCAAGCGCUGCUCAGCGCCGAGGCAGGUUUCACCCCUCGUCCCGCAGCGGGAUCUCGCCCACCUCCGGGGGGGAAUCGGUUCUCCGGGACCUUCCCGGCUCUUCGUCCGCUGGAGACGCUGAUGGGGGCCGCACGGUCCCGCUGCGGGGGAACCCGGUGUCGCGUUCCCGGAGAGCGAAGCGGAGCAGCCGGGACCCUCCAGCCUGUCGCUCUGCUCCCACCCCGCGCACCCCCGGCCCUCGGCGGGGUUCGGCUGUUUAUUGGGAAGAGAAACAACGGCAGCCCAGAAGAGGUUUCCAGUUUGUACGUGUCCUCGCACAUACGGCUCGUUUAAGGGCUUUUCUCCGGGACCUUGUGCCGCUCCGGGGGAGGCCGGCGGCGGGAGCCCUGCCGCUCGCGUUGCGCCGGGUGCUGCGUCUCUCCCCCCUGCCUCGGGAGUUCACUUGUGUUUCUCUUUCCCUCCCCGCCUGCCCCACGCGACUCCUGCGACCGGCUCAGGCAGCGAUCGCCAAAGUCCUGCACAACGAGGACAGGCACAGGAUAAAGGCUUCGCCGUUCGUGGGGCUGGUGGUGGACGAGACGGUGGAUGUCCUGGAGCACCGCAGCCUCGCCAUGUUCACCACCACCGUCUCGCCCUGCAACGGGCAAACCUCCGCCACCUUCCUGGGGAGCUUCGAGCUGCCCGCCGGCGAGGCCUCCACGGUGGCGGGCAAGGUGGGCGAGGUGAUGCGCUCCUUCGGCAUCCCCACCAUGAAGAUCACGUGGCUCAGCGCCGACAGCGCCUCGCUGGUGGCCGAGCGGCUGAGCGGGGUGGGGACGGCGCUGUCGUCCCUCUGCCCGCUCCUCACGGAGAUGCACUGCCUGUCCCACGGGAGCUCCCUGCUGCCGGCCGAGGGCAUCGUCAGCAUCGAGUACCUCCAGAAAUACGAGACCACCGUGGACGCCGUGUACCGGCUCUACUCCAGCUUCAGGGGGGAAAGCAACGGCCUGGAGGAGCUGCGGAGUGUCCUGGACCUCUGUGAGAUAGACCUGGGGAGCCCCAGAGCCAUCCGCUGGACUUCCAUUUUCCCAGCUGUGGAAGCCAUCGAUUCCUCGUGGCCCACGCUGGUGCUGCUGCUGGAGAGCGAGGCGGAGCGGUCGCCCGUGGCCCACGGCCUCUGCGAAGAGCUCAAGAAGUUCCAGUUUGUGGCCUUCACCAAGAUCCUCCUGGACGUCCUCCCAAUCUUCCAGAAACUCAGCCGCUUCUUCCAGAUCGAGGACUUCGACCUCUCCAUCCUGAAGCCCAUCGUCUCCACCACGGCCACCACCCUGCAGGCCCAGAAGAGUGCCAGCGGCCAGAACCUCCAGGAGUUCCUCAACGAGAUGAACGAGCACCCGCGGGACGACCGGGAGGGCGAGAGCCGCCUCUACUACAAGGGCGUUGAGCUGGCCAACUGCUCCAAGGUGCACCUGAAGCACUUCGAGCGCCUGAAGGAGAGUUACCUGGAGAGCGUGCGGGGCAACCUGCUGGACAGGUUCCCCAGCAGCGUCCUGGAGGCCAUCAGCUCCUUCUCGGCCAUUUUCAACCCCAAGUGCUACCCUCAAUCUUUGGAGGACAUCGGCAGCUACGGGGUGAGUGAGCUGAAUUUCCUCCUGCAGGCUUACUCCCGGGUGGUGGUGAGCGAGAGGGCCCUGAGCGAUUUCCCCCUCUUCAAGCGGAUCGUCUUCAGCCUCAGCCAGCUCUCCUUCAAGGACCUCUGCGUCAAGCUGGUCUACAGCAACUCCGAGAUGCACGAGCUCUUCCCGGACUUCGCCGUCCUCGCGGCCAUCGCCCUGGCCUUGCCACUGGGCUCGGUCCUUGCCGAGAAGAUCAGCCGGGGCCGGGAGCUGCUGAAGCGCGGCCGGUCGCACCGCGCGAAGGACGAGGGGCUCUCCGACCUCAUGAAGAUCGCCAUCGAUGGGCCGGCCAUCAACGAGUUUGACUUUGCGUUGGCCAUUGAGUACUACGAGAGCAUGAAGGAGUCCGGCUUCAUCGUGGCGCAGGUGAAGUGAGCGGCAGCGGCGCAGGCAGAGCCCUGCGGGCAGGGACGCGGGUCCUGCGGGCAGCCCCGACCUUUCCCCAUCACCGGUCACUGCCGGGGCCACGUGGCCACCGGUGGCUGGUGACCUGCUCCGU